AUGAGCGGUAAAGCUCCGAAGCGUGGCCGGCCCAGUUAUGGGAUACAAACAAUGCGAAUAAGGUUACGGACGGACACAUUUAACGGUUGGCUUGUGAAGAAAGAUCUUUUCGGGUUCUCUGAAAAGACCCACAGCGAGUUUGCGGAGUAUUUACUUAAUUGUCAAGAGCCCAAAGCAGCCCUCAACUACCAUCAACGCCAACAGGUAUAAAAAUAGCUAGCUGCGAUAAAUAAAUAGGUAUAACUGUAUAAAUAACUGUUUCUUUGCCCAAAGGUUCGUCCAGCUCCUAAUUCGCCGCAUUUCUUAUUUUUAGUUUCCAAAGUCAAAGAUUCCCAUUCAACUCCAAUACGUAACACCAAUGUCGAUUUAGGACAUAGCUUACAGCAUCUUGCCUCGCCAAUAUGUCCAGACAAGAGCUUUCAUGAAACGUAUGCAAACAUUUCAUUCAAAUGCAAUUAACAUUUCCAAAUGAACAAUUCCAAAUACAAUCUGUUGUAGUUUUUCAACAUAUAUAAUUUUUAAAUUUUUAUGGAUUUUGUUUUAGAAUUAUUGAUAUUACUGGGAUAUCAUCAAUUGACAAUCCAUUGGAUAGUAGAAUGUAUAUUAACGAGUCUUCAUAUGAUGCCAGUGGACUGGCCCAAAAUACAAGUAGGAUGGAAGCUGUAUGUCAAAGCAUAAACUCUGAAUUUGGAAUGCAUCAUGGCAGUCUUUCAUCAAGCUCUGAAUCUGAGAUGGAAUCUGAUGUUGAAUAUACUAGGUACACAUACUGUAAAUGAAUAAUUCAUAAAUUGUAUUAUUUUAUUUUCCCUGGUUGCCAGAGGUUCUUCUAUCCACCCUGUUAUUCUCAAGGGAUGAAUUUUGAAAUCUUGAGUUGAUUACAGGUGGCCAAAUGAACAUCUACCAAAUUGAGUAUCAACCAAAUUUGUCGAAAACCCUCCCAUUUUGGACAGAUUAAACCUGUAUAAUAUUAUACUGUAUUUUUGUAUUUCUUUACCAUGUAGUUCCAGUCCAGUAAUAAGUGAUAGUAGUGAAAGUGAAUGGGAAACUACAUUUACUUCUGGUUCUUUGACUGACAUGUAAGCACUUUGUAAAUUUAUUGUAGUUCUCAAGUUUUAAGGGUUCAGAGUCUUUAUACAUGACUGUAUGCAUGUGAAUCCAAUUAUUGAGAUUUUUAAUUUAUGAUUUUUUUAAAGGUCUGUGGAUGAUUAUGAAGCAGAUACUACACUGAGUGCAUCUGAAUUGGAAGAUAUUGCCAUGGAUGCUGAUGAUGAACUACCAUUAGAUGAUUUAUUACCACCAUAUGAAGAUUUGCCAUUGUGUGAGGAUUUACCACCAUGUGAGGAUUUACCAUCACAUGAGGAUUUACCACCAUGUGAAGAUUUACCACCAUGUGAGGAUUUACCACCAUUUGAGGAUUUACCACCAUGUGAGGAUUUACCACCAUGUGAUGUAAAAUAUGGUCCAAAGACACUGGAUGAAUAUAUUGAUGGUAUGACCAAAAGGAUUAAAGAAAAGUUUUUUUCAAUUAACAGAGUUGGCAAGGAAAGUCAUUUAUAUGGUGAACAUGUCAAACAAGAUCGAGUAAUUGUUGAUGUAAAUACAUUGUUACCAUUGUUUGAAAAUGGUUGUCAACAUCAAUCAUGUUCCGGUAAUAGCAAAGUAACAACUUCAAAGGUUGAGGCUGGAGUUAUAUGUGUUUACUGGAAAUGCACUAAUGGCCACCAAGGGCGUUGGGCAUCCUCUAGGUUGUUGUGCGAAAAGGAGGGACAAAACAUUUACACCAAUUCCAUUUUAUUGGCUGCAGCAGUUAUCUUCACUGGUAAUAACUAUGACAAAAUUCAAAUGUUUUGCCAGUUCAUGAAUUUGGGCUUUAUCUCAAGAGCAACCUUCAGUCGCUUGCAAAGGAACUAUGCUAUUCCUGCAAUCACUUCACUUUUGUGGUGAUGGCCGAAAUGACUCUCCUGGCCACUGUGCUAAAUAUUGUACCUAUGUAUUGAUGGAACAAUUUUUGAAUAUUAUUGUUGACAUUGGAAAUGUAGACAAAAGAGAAACUGGGGGUAUUUCAACCAAUAUGGAAGUGUUUUGCCUCAAGAAUCUUUUGGAAAGGAUUGUAGGAAAACUUAGUAUUUCAGAGAUUGUCACAGAUGCUUCCACAGCUGUAAUUGCAUUGGUUCGUCGAAUGAAAGGUAAGAUAUAUUGAGGAAAAUUUAAAUGAUGAAUUUUUGUUGUAUUUGCUACCCAAUGGACAAAGGUUAUUAGGGUUGGUUGGUUAAGGUUAAGUGCCUAUAAAGGUAUUUUGUAAAAGUUGUACUGAUGAAUCAAGAUCAGAGUCCCAAGAUAAACCCUUCAAGCACAGAACUAGCUAAUACAGUAUUUAUAAAUUUUCACAAGUCGGACAUUUUAAAAUAAUUGCCACAUGUAUUAUGCUGCACAUAUUUUUGCUACAAUUAAAUAGGCGAUGUGUUUAUUGUUUUACAUUUCAUAGAAAAGUAUCCAGAGCAUUUUCAAGAUUUGUUCAUUGCCUUAGACAUAUGGCAUAAAUCUGUGAAAUUGACAAAAAAAUUGUCAAAGGUAAAGUUACUAAUAAUGUCUUAACACAUUUAAUGGCAAUGCGCCCAGUUGUGCAUACUCUAUAUUUAAAUCUUUCUUAUGCCAUACAAUUAUGUCUGAUAAUUAUACCACACAGUUAUGUGCCAGUUAAUGGGUUAAACUACAGUAUUAUCACUAUGUCCCCUUAGUAUAAAGUAGGCCCACCACAUUUACUAAUGCUCACCUCAUCCCAAAUGUAAGCCCUCCCCCCCCCCCAUGAAUACAAGCCUGCCCAAAUAUAUGCGCCCACUAUGUUUACUGACCAGUGCAUUCGUAUAAGUCACUAUUUUCCUGUUAAUGACUGACAAUAAAGAUUUGUUUACGGUAUUACUUAAAUUAACCCAUUGAGCCACAAUGUGCCCCAGUGUACCCUAUUUAUUUUUUUGUUCCUACUUGUCUAAUGCCAGACGAUUUUACUUGUCAAUGGAGGCAGCUUAAUGGCUUAACCAAAAAAUCUGACAAUGUCUCUAGUUAACCCAUUGAGCCCAGUGCACCAAUUUUUACUUGUCUCAUGCCAGACGAUUUUACUUGUCAAUGGGAAGCUCUGCAGUUUAAUAGGUUAAACACAAAUAUUGUCUGCGUAUAAUCCCUACCCCAUAUUAAUAAGCCCUCUCCCCCAACCUUGUAUUAUCCCAAGGCAUAUACUGCAGAUUCAGGUAGACCGUUUAAUGCGAAUAGUUGUCGCGUUAGUUUUAACAGUUGUACGAUGACGUUUCUAGGCAGAUUUUCGACGUUUCUUAGGGCGUGGCUUCAACGUUUAUUUUUAAAAUUUGAACGUUGUAAUUACAAGGUAAUUGCUAAAUAGUAUACUUCAAAAUAAGGUUUCCGUUUUUAUAACGUAGAAAAAAUCAUCAUAACGCAAAACUAAACCCUAACCUAACCCUAACUUAUUUAAAAAAUUGAUAUAAAAACGGAAACCUAGGCUGCAAAGGUGAAACAUUGUGAAGUUAUUAGAGAAUGGAUAGAGCCAAUUCGCAACCACUUUUGGCAUGCUGCUGAAAGUUGCAAUGGUGAUGUCAAUACAUUAAAGGUACUGUAAGUUGUACUGUACUUCUCAAUAUUUUUCCCAUUAACUAGCAGUGAUCGAGUACCAUACAAAAUAACAACUGAAGAGCAGAACUGUUUAAUGCAAUUGUAUACAAGUUAAAUGCUUGAUAUGGAUACAGUGAAAAAUUCGGAAUAGGGUAAAAUACAAUGUUCGUUGACAGCUAUCUUACAGGCUAAAACUUGCUGUACACACCGGGUAUACAGUAAUUAACAAUGCAAUUAUUUUUUUGCAGUUGUAAUACUAUAUUUAUGCAAUAGAUAUUAUAUAAUUACAUAAUCAUAUUCUUAGGAUACUUGGUUUGGUGUUAUACAUCAUGUGACAGGUGAACAUGAGUGGGCAGAUGGUGCAUGUGACCAUGGACCAUUGGUAACAUCAGAAGGUGGAAAGACAAUUAUAGGAAAAAGUACAAAGGCUUUGGAAGCAAUACGGAAAGUAGUGAUUGACCCUCGAUUUCUAAGCACGCUGCACCACUACGUGACAUUCAGGUAUAUACAGUACACACAUGUAUUUUCUGAUAUUUAAACAAUAUACAGUACGAGGUGAAUGUUUAUGAAUAAAUACUGUAUUGCAUGUAUGUUAAACUUUGAAUGUGCAACUGUUUUACAGACACACAAGCAGGAUAGAAAACUUUAACUCGUUAGUCUUGAAAUAUGCACCAAAACGGGUUGGAUUUCAGUGAGUAUAUGAUUUGCCUUAUGUGUUGACUUUGUAUAUCAUCUACAGUAAUUUCACCUGGUAGCUGGUGGUACAUACACUUUUUCCACAUACAAGUAAAAACUUAGCGAGCAGGCUAGUAAAAACUCUUAUUAAUUAAGCCGUGUUUACACUGCAGCGAUUGUUUGAGCUGUACCUGGCAAAAACGUAACCUGUUUACACCACUGGUUUACACUAGCUUGGGCCAGCUAAUUCGGCUCAAUUCAAUUUUACUUGAUGUUUUAUUUAUCAGAAUCUGAACAGUUUCUAUCGUGGGCUUGAGGUGUUAUGGCAACAUUGCUUGCCUGGGCCACGUCGAAGCAAAAAAAAAACGUUCACACUAGAGAAAUCGAGGUCCAGGCCAGGUCUUUUUGGCUGGCCCAUAAUUUGUGGUCCAGGCCAGGUAAAACCCGUUCACACUAUUAGGGCCAGGUCUAGGCCAAAAAAUUGCUGCAAUGUAAAUGCGGCUUUAGACAGAAAAAAAAUACUAAAAUAGGUAUAUUCGGACAAAUGCCUAUUUAACCCAUUGAGCUGAAAUGUGCCCCACUUAUUUUUUUCACUUGUCUAACGCCAUACAAUUUUACUUGUCAAUGGGGAAUCUCUGCUUAAUGGGUUAAUUUCAUUUUAGCUUUAUGCAUUUCAGCAUCACUUUUUCCGGAUCAAUUUUAUAGAAAUGAGGCGUAUUCAGCUCGAGUAUUGUUAGCAGCAAUUGAUCACAAUUCACACAUAGGCAGGAAACCAAAACUUGGUAAAAGUGGAAAGUUGCAAUACAACAAGGUGUACAGUAAAAGAUCCAAGAAUUGGAGUAUUUCUGUUAUUAAAGAGGAGAAAACGUACGAUUAUUGUCCAGUUCUAGCCUACAAAGUCCUCAAAAGUCGAAUUGACGACAACCACACUAUUCUUCGCAGGGUUGUGAUUCCAGCAGAACACCCGAAAAGGAUUGCACCAUCUAUUGCCAUGGCAUCAAUACCAAAGACCAGUGAUCUUAUCAGCAAGGCCCUCACAAGAUUUAGCAGAGAAGAGAAAAAUGCAGAGGCAGGAACAAGCAGCAGCCAAGUUGACAUUUCAGUUGAGCAUCCAUGA
Paramuricea clavata is the source of this 5413-nucleotide messenger RNA. NCBI's taxonomy places the organism in Eukaryota, Metazoa, Cnidaria, Anthozoa, Malacalcyonacea, Plexauridae. The record is from the annotation of a GenBank genome assembly.